AUGCUAUUUUCUCUUGCUGUGUCCAAUAGUUGGACUCUACGCCAGUUGGACGUUCAUAAUGUUUUUCUAAACGGUCACCUGUUAGAAACUGUGUACAUGAAACAACCACCGGGGUACGAAGAUCCGACUAAUCCCGGGCAUGUCUGUCAUCUUCAGCAUUCCCUAUAUGGCUUGAAACAAGCACCACGGGCCUGGUUCAAGAGACUUCAUGAUUUUUUAUUAUCUGCAGGGUUCAACUCAUCAAAAAUAGACGUCUCUCUAUUCUACUACACUGCUUGGACCUCUCGUGUGUUUCUUCUUGUCUACGUCGACGACAUUAUCAUGAUGGGGAAUGAUGCAACUCUGGUUACUGCUCUGUUGGGCCGCCUGGCAACUGCUUCGGGACCUUGGAACACCAGGCUUCUUCUCUCACAGCGUCGCUAUAUGACUGAUCUCCUAGGGCGGUCUGGAAUGGCUGAAUGUAAGCAUCUUGCUACACUAGCGGUUGUCACGAAAGCGGUUGUCCCGGCUGACGUGCCGUAUGAGAAUCCAACCCAGUACCAUCGUAUGGUUGGUGCCUUACAGUAUCUGACUAUCACUCGGCUGGAUCUUGCGUAUGCUGUCAACCGCCUAUGUCAGUUCAUGCACUCGGUAACUACUGAACACUGGGGUCUUGUUAAAAGAGUAUUGCGCUACAUCAAGGGGACUCUUGACUACGGGUUAUGGCUAUCACCGUCGUCCUCUACUAGCAUUCAUGCAUACUCGGAUUCCGACUGGGCUGGGUUCCCCAUUGAUCGAAAGAGUACAAGUGGGUUUGCUGUGUACCUAGGGACUAAUCUCAUCUCCUGGCUCUCCAAGAAACAACGUACCGUUGCACGCUCAUCCACAGAGGCGGAGUAUAAAGCCCUAGCUGAUGUGUCCGCUAAAGUUACCUGGGUUGUGUCUCUACUCCGGGAGCUUGGGUAG
This is a messenger RNA of Ipomoea nil (Japanese morning glory), 945 nucleotides long. RefSeq lists its product as uncharacterized. Lineage: Eukaryota; Viridiplantae; Streptophyta; Magnoliopsida; Solanales; Convolvulaceae. The coding region runs from base 1 to 945 and encodes 314 amino acids. The record is from RefSeq and is a predicted model, not a curated record. The transcript has a single exon.